Messenger RNA from Phalacrocorax carbo (great cormorant), 1334 nucleotides. Lineage: Eukaryota; Metazoa; Chordata; Aves; Suliformes; Phalacrocoracidae. The record is from RefSeq and is a predicted model, not a curated record.
ACUUUGUUUCCUGGACUAUUGCUGGGAAGCAGAAACAUGGAGAAUUUGUUCACAUUUCUGUUGGAGGCAGCAAAUUUCUCCUUUUAAUCCUGAGUAUUAUUUACAGAUUAGAAACUCCAGUGCGAUACAAUAUUAUUUCUGCUAAUGAGAGAGAAAAAAUGGAUGCAUUCCAAGCACCUGAAAACGGUUCGCUGUUGUCCAGUUCCUCUGGUCCUGCCAGAUGGGAUCCCUUCCGUCGUCCCUUGGACUCCAUCCAGCCCUGGCACUUCAGGCUGCUGGCAGCAGUAAUGUUGGUGGUGACCUCCCUGUCACUUGCUGAGAACCUGGCUGUAAUCCUGGUAACUUUUAAGUUCAAGCAAUUGAGACAACCUGUCAAUUAUGUUAUAGUCAAUUUGUCUGUGGCUGAUUUCCUGGUCUCAUUGACUGGUGGCACCAUCAGCUUUCUAACCAAUCUAAAAGGUUAUUUUUAUAUGGGAUACUGGGCUUGUGUGCUGGAAGGAUUUGCUGUCACAUUUUUUGGCAUUGUUGCUCUCUGGUCUCUGGCUCUGUUGGCUUUUGAGCGGUACAUUGUGAUCUGCCGCCCAUUGGGAAAUAUGCGCUUGAGGGGAAAGCAUGCAGCUCUAGGCAUUGCCUUUGUGUGGACCUUUUCCUUCAUUUGGACCAUUCCACCAACAAUGGGUUGGAGCAGUUACACCACCAGUAAGAUUGGAACUACUUGUGAGCCUAACUGGUACUCAGGAGCAUAUACCGACCACACGUACAUUAUUGCAUUCUUCACCACCUGUUUUAUAGUGCCUUUAUCGGUGAUUUUGGUAUCCUAUGGAAAACUGAUGCAGAAGUUAAGAAAGGUGUCAGAUACACAAGGCAGGCUGGGAACUACCAGGAAACCUGAAAGACAAGUGACUAGAAUGGUGGUUGUUAUGAUCAUUGCCUUUCUAAUCUGCUGGACGCCGUACGCCACCUUUUCUGUCCUAGUCACUGCAUAUCCCUCCAUUGAGCUGGAUCCUCGUCUGGCAGCAAUUCCAGCUUUCUUUUCCAAAACAGCUACUGUUUAUAAUCCAAUUAUUUAUGUCUUUAUGAACAAACAGUUUAGGAAGUGUCUGAUUCAGAUGUUCAGCUGCAGUGCCAUAGAAACUGCAGAGCCCAACAUGAACCCCACUUCAGAGAGAGCAAUGCUAACCCAGGACAAAAGAGGCAGUGAGAUGUCCACCAUGGCAGUACGUAGCACCGUUUCUAAGAGGAAAACCGGAGAUGAACACAGAAAAUGCCACUCUUUUGCUCAGUUGGCAGCUUCAGAAAACAAAAUCUGUCCCGUGUAGGGUGGGAGAUGUGAU